Molecule: messenger RNA, 656 nt
Organism: Bursaphelenchus okinawaensis
Lineage: Eukaryota; Metazoa; Nematoda; Chromadorea; Rhabditida; Aphelenchoididae
Source: the annotation of a GenBank genome assembly
AUGACGGCCAAACUACGGCAGCAUUCCUUAUCCAAUGUAAGUUGAGGUUAAAGAGAUAAUAAAAAUUGUUGAAUUAAUUUAAGUUAAGGUGCUAAUUUAAUAUAUUUUACGUUUUACUAAAAAUUGGAAGUUAAAACACAAAUUUUUAGUUGGUACACGAUUGUAAUGUAAAUUUGGCCAGCUUCCGAAGUGUUAUACAAGGCAUAGGAACUCCGUCAGACAGUGCAAAUCUUAGAAAAGAGGUAGAUACCUGUAUAAAGACAUGUAUGAAAACAUACGAAGCUACGAAAAGUUGUGUAUUACCUCAACUCAAACACGAAGGUAAGUAAACAUGUUCGUAUCUUGUAGCUUUAGGCACGGAAUUCAACAAAUACGCGUCUCAAUUCAUCGGAUGCGUGUCUGCUUGCGUAGUGGAGCUGAAGCGGUGUGAAGCCUUGGAGAAGUCGUUCCCUCAAGCUGACGGUCCUAGCUCACCACUAGCCACACCUUACAUACCAGAGUUAGAAGAGAUAUUAGAAAGUCUUGAGAACUUGAUCACCGUGCAUUAUUCUACCAGUGAAUCCUCCCCCGACACCAAAGUAACGCCCCGGAGGCGGAGAGGUGGUACCUGCAGACCUCAAUGUAUGUGUUCCAAGCUGAAGACGAGUUACGCUUAA